Messenger RNA from Paramuricea clavata, 726 nucleotides. The record is from the annotation of a GenBank genome assembly. Lineage: Eukaryota; Metazoa; Cnidaria; Anthozoa; Malacalcyonacea; Plexauridae.
AUGAACGAUUUGGAAUUAGAUUUGGAUGGCAGACCCGCUCUCUUCAAGUAUGCGGACGACUCCAAUACGAUUGUUCCAAUGUGGAAAAAUAAAGAAUGUGGAACUGAUUUGGUGGGACAAUUUUUAAUCUGGUCUCAGGAUAACGAUAUGAAGUGCAAUCCAGAAAAAUGCAAAGAACUGAUUUUCCGAAAGAAAGGAUUUAAUCAAAUCGUUUCACCUGUUUAUAAUAUUCCGCAAUGCACAGAUCUUUCCGUACUAGGAAUGACAUUUCAAGAAAAUUGUAAAUAUAGUGUACAUAUAAAAGCUAAAUUGUUCAAAGCAAAUAGAUGCUUGUAUGUAAUAAGAUCUUCGCGAAAAGAAGGUGCCAGUCAGGAAGAAGUAAACAAGCUUUUCAAUAGUUUGGUUUUACCUGUUCUUAACUAUGGUCUUUCAGUUUAUGGUGCGUCAGAUUCUGACCUGUCUGUAGUGCAAGCUUUUUUAGAUAGAUGUUUUAAAAGACACUAUGUCUCCUAUUAUAUUAGCAUACGCGAACUUUUAGAAAUUAAUGAUAAAAAACUUUAUAACAAAUGUAUUGCAGAUAUUGAACAUCCUUUAAAUAAGAUUUUACCUCAGAAGAAGACAACUAAUUACCGCCUUAGAAAGCAGAAUAGAAUUUAUCCUAAGAUUAACACAAAUAGAUUUAAAAACACCUUUGUAAAUAGACUUAUUUUUAAAUAUAACUUAUAG